Prunus armeniaca (apricot) is the source of this 684-nucleotide messenger RNA. NCBI's taxonomy places the organism in Eukaryota, Viridiplantae, Streptophyta, Magnoliopsida, Rosales, Rosaceae. The record is from the annotation of a GenBank genome assembly.
AUGGACUGCUUGGUCAAAGUGUUGGAGAAAGUUGGAAUGGAGUCACUGCUUUUGGAUGUCCCUUUUGUGUGCAAGUCAUGGUACUACAAGGCGACCCUCAAUCCUUCAUGCUGGCAAUCUCUCAUUUUCCCAGACAAAGAAUGUAUGGCAGUCUCGCCUUGGGAUGUGUCUGAAUGUCCAAAUUUUCAAAAUCUUAUGGACAGAUUUGUGUCCUCGCCUUGUGACAUCGAGUUUACCAGUAAAUUUAUUGGACAGCAAACACACGAACCCAGAGCUGAUUGGCAAGUGGAAAAAUUUGGAGAUUUGUCCAAAGGCACUAUUCAUGGGCGUGCGGCAUUGUCAAUUGUGAAGUUGGUGCCUAAUAUCAAGUACUUAAAUUUGAAGGGUGCAAAAGUUAAUGGGGAUGGUCUUGUCACGUUGCUGCACGAAUGCAAAGAUCUGGUGAUGUUGGACCCCAAAGAUUGUUUUGGUUUUGAUGAGAACGACGAUGAAAUAUCAAAGCUUGUGUCUCAUAUUAGUAAAUUUAUGUGUGAGGGUUUUGAAUUUCCUGAAUUUCUUCAUGGUAUGGACAAUUUUGUUCUUCCUGUUGAUGGAUGCUCAUUUCAUCUGCAUGUGGAGGAGAUGCGGGAUGAAAUGCCCAAUGAUUUGCACAAUGCGUUCAAUGAUUUGGGCGACGAGGAAUGA